Molecule: messenger RNA, 5441 nt
Organism: Otolemur garnettii (small-eared galago)
Lineage: Eukaryota; Metazoa; Chordata; Mammalia; Primates; Galagidae
Gene: NRP2
Product: neuropilin 2
Exons: 16
Coding region: 1-2421 (806 amino acids)
Biological process (GO): angiogenesis; axon guidance; vascular endothelial growth factor signaling pathway
Cellular component (GO): membrane
Molecular function (GO): vascular endothelial growth factor receptor activity; semaphorin receptor activity
Source: RefSeq, a predicted model, not a curated record
AUGUUCUGGAAUAUUUUCAUUUGUGUGUCUGUGUAUAGUCGGUUCUCUGGGUUGUUGGUUUCUCUUUCAGACCCACCCUGUGGAGGUCGUUUGAAUUCCAAAGAUGCUGGCUACAUCACCUCUCCCGGUUACCCCCAGGACUACCCCUCCCACCAGAACUGCGAGUGGAUUGUUUAUGCCCCUGAACCCAACCAGAAGAUUGUCCUCAACUUCAACCCCCACUUCGAAAUUGAGAAGCACGACUGCAAGUAUGACUUCAUUGAGAUUCGAGAUGGGGACAGUGAAUCUGCAGACCUCCUGGGCAAGCACUGUGGGAAUAUCGCCCCACCCACCAUCAUCUCCUCCGGCUCCAUGCUCUACAUCAAGUUCACCUCUGACUACGCCCGGCAGGGAGCAGGCUUUUCCCUGCGCUAUGAGAUCUUCAAGACAGGCUCUGAAGAUUGCUCUAAAAACUUCACAAGCCCCAACGGGACCAUCGAAUCCCCCGGGUUUCCCGAGAAGUACCCACACAACCUGGACUGCACCUUCACCAUCCUGGCCAAACCCAAGAUGGACAUCGUCCUGCAGUUCCUGACCUUCGACCUGGAGCAUGACCCUCUGCAGGUGGGCGAGGGGGACUGCAAGUACGACUGGCUGGACAUCUGGGAUGGCAUUCCCCACGUUGGCCCCCUGAUUGGCAAAUACUGUGGGACCAAAACACCCUCUGAACUCCGUUCAUCAACAGGGAUUCUUUCCCUGACCUUUCACACGGACAUGGCUGUCGCGAAAGAUGGCUUCUCUGCACGUUACUACCUGGUUCAUCAAGAGCCACUAGACAACUUCCAGUGCAACGUCCCUCUGGGAAUGGAGUCUGGCCGGAUUGCUAAUGAACAGAUCAGUGCCUCAUCGACCUACUCCGAUGGGAGGUGGACCCCUCAACAGAGCCGGCUCCAUGGUGAUGACAAUGCCUGGACACCCAACUUGGAUUCCAGCAAGGAGUAUCUCCAGGUGGACCUGCGCUUUCUGACCAUGCUCACGGCCAUUGCCACACAAGGGGCGAUUUCCAGGGAAACCCAGAAUGACUACUAUGUCAAAUCCUACAAGCUGGAAGUCAGCACUAACGGUGAAGACUGGAUGGUGUACCGGCAUGGCAAAAACCACAAGGUGUUUCAGGCCAACAGCGACGCGACCGAGGUGGUCCUGAACAAGCUGCACUCACCCCUGCUGACGCGGUUCGUCAGGAUCCGCCCUCAGACCUGGCACUUGGGCAUCGCCCUGCGGCUGGAGCUCUUCGGCUGCCGACUGUUUGAAGGAAGCAUGCACUACGACACCCCUGACAUCCGAAGGUUCGAGCCCGUGCCAGCACAGUAUGUGCGAGUGUACCCAGAGAGGUGGUCACCGGCAGGGAUAGGGAUGCGUCUGGAGGUGCUGGGCUGUGACUGGACAGACUCAAAGCCCACAGUAGAGACGCUGGGACCCACCGUGAAGAGCGAGGAGACAACCACCCCGUACCCCAUUGAUGAGGAGACCACGGAGUGUGGGGAAAACUGCAGCUUUGAGGAUGACAAAGAUUUGCAGCUCCCUUCAGGAUUCAACUGCAACUUUGAUUUCCCGGAAGAGUCCUGUGGUUGGAUGUAUGACCAUGCCAAGUGGCUCCGGAGCACCUGGACCAGCAGCUCCAGCCCAAAUGACCGCACAUUCCCAGAUGACAGGAAUUUCUUGCGGCUGCAGAGUGACAGCCGGAGAGAGGGCCAGCAUGCGCGGCUCAUCAGCCCCCCAGUCCACCUGCCCCGGAGCCCGGUGUGCAUGGAGUUCCAGUACCAAGCCACAGGUGGCCGCGGGGUGGCGCUGCAGGUGGUGCGGGAAGCCAGCCAGGAGAGCAAACUCCUCUGGGUCAUCCGCGAGGACCAGGGAGGCGAGUGGAAGCACGGGCGCAUCAUCCUGCCCAGCUACGACCUGGAGUAUCAGAUUGUGUUUGAGGGAAUGAUAGGGAAAGGACGUACGGGAGAGAUUGCCAUUGAUGACAUUCGGAUAAGCACUGAUGUCCCACUGGAGAACUGCAUGGAACCCAUCUCAGCUUUUACAGUAGACAUCCCAGAAAUCCACGGGAGAGAGGGCUACGAAGAUGAAAUUGAUGAUGAGUAUGAGGUGGACUGGAGCAAUUCUUCUUCCCAAACCUCAGGGUCUGGUGCCCCGUCGGCUGACAAAGAAAAGAGCUGGCUCUACACACUGGAUCCCAUCCUCAUCACCAUCAUCGCCAUGAGCUCGCUGGGCGUCCUCCUGGGGGCCACCUGCGCGGGCCUCCUGCUCUACUGCACCUGCUCCUACUCGGGCCUGAGCUCCCGCAGCUGCACCACGCUGGAGAACUACAACUUCGAGCUCUACGACGGCCUCAAGCACAAGGUCAAGAUGAACCAUCAGAAGUGCUGCUCCGAGGCAUGACAGAUUGCACCUGAAUCACACCUGACGUUUCAUUCCAGCAAGAGGGGCUGGUGAAGAUUACAUUUUUCCCCCUUUGGAAACUGAAUGCCAUAAUCUCGAUCAAACUGAUCCAGAAUACGGAAGGUAGGGACAGGACAGAAAGGCAAGUUGAGGGAGGGAGGGAUAUGCAGCCACAACAGGGGGGAUCAUCCCCCUAGGACUGCGGUGGCUGAGUCAUUGCAAGAACGGGACCAUGCUCUCUGCUGGGAAAAAGACAGGAGCUCAUCUCUUUGGGGUCAGAGUUCUGUUUUGUUUGUGAGUUUGUUAUUAUUAAUAUUAUUAUUAUUAUAUUUUAUUUCUUUGGUCUGUGAGCAACUCAAAGAGGCAGAAGAGGAGAAUGACUUUUUCAGCGUAGAAGGGGAGCAGGGAUCAUUAUUCUCCGCUUUCUCCUUUAAUCAACAUUUGAAAAGCAAAGCAUCUCUUCAGCCUUUCCAUCUUUAGCAAUUAAACUAAAAAAAAUUAACAAGCCGUCCAGCUUAUCCCAUCCUCCGAUUAUCUGAUGACUUAAGGGAUAGACCGUGGUGGAGGCUCUGCCAGCCAACCCUACGAGCUGCCAUUUCCAGUCCUAGCAUUUAAGUAGGAUGUUGUUGCCUUUAACUUUUUUUAUCCAGGGGAAUAUUGCCAUUUUAGGGUCAGCAUGAACAGUUCUUUCUUGUAUGCGAUUGAAAACAAACCAGAAAGGAAACUUCACACAUGAAAAUCCAUAGAUGCACCUCCACGGUAGAAGCGGACGAGCCUUCAAGUGCUUUGUGAGUGAAUAGGAGCCAUUCUUUAAAUCCAGACCCGGAGUCUGUGGUGGUGAGGCUUCCUUCGUGGGGCCUCUGCUGGUGGUCUUGCCUUUUCUUUUUCCUCCUCCUUGUUCUAAAAUGUACACAUAUACACAAAUGUGUGGGUACACACAUGCGCGUGCACACGCACACACACUUUGCAGGUCUCUAAGCCCCAAGAAACAGCAUUGUUCAAUAUUCUCAGAGGUGGGCUGGGGAAAAUACAGGCAAUUGGUAUGUCUUCUCCAGUGGUGAGAUGGGGUAACUGGCGACCAGUGGGUGGGAAGGAGAAGCCUAGCCUCUGUGACCAUGGGAUGGCAAAGGCUAAGCAGUGUAGACUCGGACAUUCUGAUGAGUUGGUCUCUCUGAUGAGCUCAUAGAUACAGCCUUUCUCCUUUGGGUUACAGCUACCACUUAAGCCUUUCAGAAGACUCAGAGCUAGGAUCUACAAGAACUGAUUCUAUCCAGAGUCUGCAGGUACUAUGGACUGUUUUCCCUCCCACACAUGCAUGCGUGCAUACACACACACACACACACCCCAUUUUAUGUGUUUUUAUUAAGUGCCUUGAAAAAAUGAAGAAAAAUGUAUUUUCCCUUUAGGUAGAAAUCAGUGAAUAUCUUACAAGUUAAGGCAUUCCUCCUUCCCUAACCCCAAUGGCUCCGUCCCCAGCUCCCCCAACUCACCACUGACCUAUCAGUGGGAUGAGUCCUGCUGCCGAGAGAUAGUCAGAGCCCUAGAUGACUCUCAGCUACUCUCAAAAAGGAGGCAUCAGGAAUAGAAUGAAACCGUGUGAAGGAUAAGAUUGUCCGCAUCAAGAUCCAAAUCUUGAUUACCUAUUUAUGCCUAAGUAUUGCCUGUGUGCUGGAAAUACAUUUUGGAACCCAACCAGUAUGCCCAGCCUGUCGCAUGUCCAUGGUAAACCGUCAGACCAUUUUUGCUGCUAUGGCCACCUACAACGUCAUUUGUCUCAUACCCAGGUGAAAGGGGAAGGGUGAAUGGGACUGGCUAGUUACUUUAAAUGUUAACUGAUGAAAAUGCUAGUUCAAAUGGUAAUGUCACAGUGUUUCGUAUGCAGAGAGGGAGAGUUCAACCCACAGCUAUUUAUUCACGUGUGUGUGUCUUUGCGGGCCUCUGAGUUCUCUUUAUCUACUGUGUAUGUUAAUGGUCACGUGGGAUGCAGUGCUGGUGUUGUGACUUUAACCUAGGGCCCCGAGUGUCACUGCUGAUCUCAGCACCCGUUGGCACAGUGGUAGUUAGAAGUGAAAAGUAAAGCUGUCACGCCCAAGGGCUUAGCUUUAGGGCAUCACCCCCGCCCCAAGCUGGGCAUGCAGCAGAAUAGUUUUUAAUUAGCCCACCCUCCUCUUCACCCUCCCAUGCAGCUCAGUGUUCAGAAAGCUGGUAAGUCUUAGGGCUUUCCAGAAGUCGCCUACAGAAAAAGAGAAGUUUGAAAGUCUACACCAGGGGUCCUGGCCCUCUCGUGCCCAGCUGGCUGUUUAUAUGAUUCCUCAAGUCCGGCCCUGCCUCAGGCCUGCAGUUCACCUCUAAGUUUUGUAUGACUCAACCUGUAUUCCUCUAAAAGUCCUAUAUCCAUAUUCACCAUUGACUGAUUUGAGGUCCCGAACGGGCCGUGAAUGCUCAAUAGAAGCAGGGCACCCAGGGCUACAUGUAGAUACCUCGCCAAGGCUGGAGACUGGCCUAUUGUAAGACAGAAAGAAAGACAGCGGGGCCUAUCUUAACUUGGCCAGGGAACAGCUUGGUGCAUGUGUUACCUGCGUCUGUAGGCAGGCUAGCUGACUAAUCUCCCUGAGUCGUUCCCUUCAGGAAACCUAACUCCCAGUAUUGAUCUCCUUUUUGCCUUGUACUGAAUGACGCAUUACCUCCACGCUCUCCCAGACUAUGUGUCGACAGGGCCACAGGGCUGCUGUCUCUCUUUGGUGGGGCCGGGGAGUUGACAGGGAUGAGGGUUCAAGGAAUGAGCAUGAAUAACAAGAAAACAAGGGACAAAGUUAAACUGUCACACAGAAGGUUAACUUUUCCAGGGUUUGUAGGUAAAGGUAUUCGACCAUUUGCUGGCUGAGCCAGGUCAUGGGAACUUGAGAGCUUUUACUGUGAUUCUUUAAUGUAAAAAAUAAACAACAAUGUCAAACUGUGUUUAUAUGAUUUGUAUAAAGCCUUUUUAAGAUUACUAUUUAAAUAAACAGUAUACCAGAGAU